Cryptomeria japonica (Japanese cedar) is the source of this 915-nucleotide messenger RNA. RefSeq lists its product as uncharacterized. The transcript has 3 exons. The record is from RefSeq and is a predicted model, not a curated record. Lineage: Eukaryota; Viridiplantae; Streptophyta; Pinopsida; Cupressales; Cupressaceae. Bases 180 to 764 code for a protein of 194 amino acids.
AAUUUAUGGAAAAUAUGAUUGAACUAGAAUUGAGGCUUUCAAAGUCUCUUAAAUCUCUUACAUUAAGAUCUUGUUAAAGGCUGAAAAGAAUAACAGGGAACCUCUGUACGGCCUCAAAUCUUGUAAUAUUGGACAUAAGAGACUGCACUGAGCUCGAAGAAUGGGGAUGUCUGGCUAGUAUGGGCCGCCUAGAGAGGAUUAUGCUUCACCAUUGUUUGAAGCUGCACAAUUUAGAAGGCAUUGAAGAGUUGAACGGAUUGAAAUAUUUGAAUAUUUCUGGCAUCAAUAAAGCCUUACACAAUUGCAUUCCCAGGUUGCAGAGACUUCCAUCAGAGGUUACGGUUGUAAUUGGGGAAGCAUUCAAAGAUGUGAAUGAAACUAGUCACUGGUCAUACUUAAAUUCAGUACUACUUCCUUCUGUUGUUGGUGCGGAUGCAGUGAGUGGAAUCCAUUCCAGUGUGUCUGAACAGGAUUUUAAUGGCCUCAACUCAAUUUUGAUUGAUAAGCUCAGAACGCAACGUGCUCUUAGUGCAAUCAUAGUUUGUGCUCUGAUCGAAACUUCGGAUAGCCUGGAAAAGCUUGGAAUUCUCCUUUCUCCUAAUAAUCUGGUAGAAACCCAAGUGAAAUCUGGACAAUGGAUGGCCACCAUUGUAAUUGCUGGCCAAGAAGAAGUAAAUCAUGCGCAGCAGAAUAUCUACGAGUGGAUUCCGAGAGCUCCGUCAGGUGCAUUAAAGAAUGGGAAGCCCGGGUUCUACUUAGAUUAAUCACAGCCAGGAUGCAUAAGAGACUCUCCUAGUGCGCAAGGCAGAUCAGAGAAGACCGGUGUGCCACAGAGUUGUCAGGAUGGGGUUUGCCAGGGAUGGUGGCGACGCCCUCUGAAAAACAGGGGAUGAGUUGUCAAUCUAAGGUGAUGCC